AUGCUGAAAGCAACCAACGUCUCCAAGGCUACUAUGGGCAGCAGGCAAUCCUUGGAUUUAUUGUAUUUCCCUGUGGUAAAGCAACCACAGAUGUUCCCCACACUGAUAUUCUGAGCUACCACUCAACAAGGCACCAGAAUACCUGUACAUUUGCAUAUUUCAUUAACAUUAGUGGUAGUAACCCCAGGUAAAAAAAAAAAAAAAACUAAAUUAAGUGGACAAAGUGGGCAUUGUUCUUCCCAAAUAUACUUUGCUGCACUUUUCCCACUUUGUUUCCAAUGUUGUUACUCCAUUAGUACCAUAACGUGUCAAAAUCCUUGUAUUCUUCCUCUUUAGGUUCACAUACACAUUGGGGGAAGGGAUGUGGUUACCAUUGAGUAAAAGCUUUGUCAUUCCACCUGCUGAGCUGGCAAUCAACCCUUCAGCCAAGUGCAAGACUGAUAUGACUGUCAUGGAAGAUGCUGUGGAUGUGAGGUGA
This is a messenger RNA of Coregonus sp. 'balchen', 478 nucleotides long. The record is from the annotation of a GenBank genome assembly. Lineage: Eukaryota; Metazoa; Chordata; Actinopteri; Salmoniformes; Salmonidae.